CCAGGGUACAGGAGAAGAGACGAUGUUUUUCUUUCUUUUUUCAGUCAGCGGGAAUGCCAGCACCCCAGAGUUUAAAAAAAAGAAAAAUAGUGAGUGCCUCCUGCGACUCAGGCACGAGGUAAAGGGCUUUAAGUAAGAUUAUUCUCCCCAUUUCACAGAUGACGAAAUUGAGGUUUCCUAACAGGUUCUGGCUUGGGUUCUCGCUACCUGGUGCUGGCAAUAGAAGGGGGAAAUUCCUGUGAAACUGUGCGAUCUCUUCCACCAAAGGGCCUCCUUAACAGCUGUCCUGCCGGCGUCGCCAGCUGCCCAGCCAGUUCCUGUCCCUUUCGGAGCCCGCGCUCGCCCCGCCUGAAGCUCCUGGAGUCUGCCCUUCUCCUGGGCCCCAGGCCCACCGCAGGCGGAAUGGAGUUCUCAGAGCUGAUCCGUACUGGCCGGGCCCAAGCUGAGCUCCUGCGGGGCCCUGGGGCGCCCCCGCUGCGCGGCACGCUGUGCGUCACCGGCCACCACCUGCUGCUGUCGCCAGGGCCCCAGGCGACUUCAGACUUGUGGCUGCUGCUGUUGCGUAGUGUCGACUCCAUCGAGAAGCGGGUCGCGGGUGACUCCGGCACCAUCACGCUGCGCUGUAAAGACCUGCGAGUGCUCCAGCUGGACAUUGAGGGCGUGGAAGCGACGCUGGACAUUGCCCGCUCCAUCGAGGCGCUGUCCUCCCUGGAAUCGGUCAUCACCUCCUUUCCAUUCUUCUACCGUCCCAAGGGCUUGAGAUUGGGCGACGCCUGGCACUUCCACCCGCCCGAACACCACUACAAGCGAGUAGCUCGCGAGACCAACGCGUGGCGGCUGAGUGAGGUGAACGAGGACUUCAGCGUGUGCCCCAGUUACCCCCGCGCCGUGAUCGUGCCUCGCGCGGUGGAUGACGAUGCCCUAGCGCGCAGCGCCCGCUUCCGCCAGGGAGGCCGCUUCCCUGUGCUCAGCUACCACCACGCUCCCAGCGGAACCGUGCUGCUACGUUCCAGCCAGCCCCUGACCGGGCCCCAGAAGCGGCGCUGCGCUGAGGACGAGGAGCUGCUGCGAGCUGUGCUGGCGGGGGCUCGCCCUGGGGCCCGGGGCUUCAUCGUGGACACGCGUUCGGCCCAGGCCGCCAAGCAGGCCCGCAUGACUGGCGGCGGCACCGAGGCCAAGGCCGCUUACCCUGGCUGGAAACGGCUGCACCGGCCCAUGGAAAGGGGGCGGCCCCUCCAAGAGAGCUUUGUGCGCCUGGUGGAGGCCUGUGGGGACCUGGAGCAGAGCAUGGACCGCUGGCUUAGUCGACUAGAGGGCUGCCGCUGGCUGGCACAUGUGAAGGAGGCUCUGAGCACCGCCUGUCUGGCAGCACAGGGCAUGGAGAGGGAAGGGGCCUGCAUCCUGGUGCACGGGGCUGAAGGCACAGACAGCACCCUGCUCGUGACUUCACUGGCCCAACUCAUCCUGGACCCCUUGAGUCGGACCAUGACUGGAUUCCAGGAACUGGUGGAGCGGGAGUGGAUCCAGGCCGGCCACCCCUUCCAGCUGCGCUGUGCCCACUCGGCCUUCUCCCACGCCCGCCCCAAGCACGAGGCACCCACCUUUCUCCUCUUCCUGGACUGCGUGUGGCAGUUGGGUCGCCAGUUCCCGCUGUCGCUGGAGUUUGGGGAGGGGCUGCUGUUGGCGCUGUUUGAACACGCCUAUGCCUCCCCUUUUGGCACCUUCCUCUGCAACAGCGAAAAGGAGAGAUGCCUGUGUGAAGUGAGGACUCGAACACACUCCUUGUGGUCUGGGCUCAACCAGCCAAAAGAGCAACGGAAACUCCGGAACCCGCUCUACGUCCUCAAUCCCUUGGCCCUCUGGCCCUCUGUGGAGCCCCAGAGUCUGCGACUGUGGCAAGGCCUGUUUCUGCGCUGGACCCGCCCACCUGAGCCUUCAGAGGCAGCGUGGGAGAAGGUGUGGCAAAUAGUGACAGAUAAGGAGAAGACAGAAGGCUCUCAGCCAACAGUGUCAGCCUCUGAGCCCCAGCCCUGAGCGCUGGCUCCUUGGAUAGUGGCUGAGACGUUCCUGAGACCUCUCCAGGACCCUCAGCACCUCUGGACCUUGGAUGAGGGUGCCUGCAACCCAGCCUAGCCCAUAAUACUGAAGUUCCAGGUGGGAAGUAUUCAAAGUGAAGGGAGAAGGUCCAAAUAAUAAAGGCAUCCAUGAUUGGCAUCA
Molecule: messenger RNA, 2217 nt
Organism: Equus quagga
Lineage: Eukaryota; Metazoa; Chordata; Mammalia; Perissodactyla; Equidae
Product: myotubularin-related protein 9-like
Exons: 10
Coding region: 403-2034 (543 amino acids)
Biological process (GO): negative regulation of autophagy
Source: RefSeq, a predicted model, not a curated record